AUGGCGCGGUUAAAUGACGAUAGUCAACAAGACGUCGAUUGCACAGAGAUCUUAAGCCCACAACCAUUUGCCCCUCAAGGCAAAGGCUUCCUCGUAUCCUCCCUCGAGUCUAGCAACGAGUCAUACCCUGCCGAUAAUGCCCAGAUGUCCGCCACCCAAGAAUAUGAAUACAACUCUUCCUCCUCCUCCACCCGCCAUUCAACAAGCGACGUCUUCGGCCGUGAAAUGGACGAUGAACUAGACCAACUGAAAUCCAGAGCAUCGAGUCGCUCAUCACUAUCCUCAAUCCCGGCCUCCGUCCUCAUCCACCCAGUCGACAGAAUGAAACAAAUGCCAGACAUGGACAUUCACGAAAAGAUAGCUGGCUACAGAAUAGAAGAGUCCGAAGCUAGCUUCGGCGACUUCAACGACAUCCCCGCUAACAUCCGCACCAUCCGCCAGCGCGAAGCCGCCUUCCGAAAACCGAGUUCCGUCAGAGCGAUGCAGAUGCACACAGAAGACGAAGCCGAUGACGACGAGUAUCUAACACCCCCACGCCGACGACAAGCCCUCCGGUCACGAUCACCUGGGCCCUCGCCACUGAAACGGUCACCGUAUUACUCGCCCAAUGCAUCGAAACAACCAAAGCCAAGGAAAGAGGCUCCACUUGUGCUGCUGCAUUGCACCUUGCUCCCGCCGUCCAUCCCAGUACCUGGAGCAUCGGACCCUAGGAACCAGGAUAUUUUGGAAGACGAGCUACCGGCGGAAUACUGGAAGCGCUGGCGGCGGCUGCAGGAUCGAGUUGGAUCGGGUGUGCUGCGCGAUCGCGGCGUGCUUAUCUCGCACCCGGAGGAUCUGUACGACAUUCUAGAGGAGCGACUGUUGGAGAGUCUCGAGCUGCAACGACCACGGCUGCAGAACGGACACUUCGUGGGUCGGGAGGACCAUGCCUCUGGCUCCGGCUCCGAGGGAGAUUUCUCGGAUAUCGGAGAGAGCGAGACGGACGGCGAGCAGGGCGAUGAGUGUCCCGACUGUGGGAACCAUGUGCCGCACGGAGAUAGCAACCGCAAAUGGGAGAUUCGGGUAUUUGCCGCGAACGGGCUUAUGCGCGCUGGGGCGUGGGCUGCUGCAUGGCGCGAUAUGGAGAAAGUUGAUGUCGAGGUUGGGCUUUGGUUACCUUCUGAUGUCCGCCGAGGCCUGGAGAGGAGGCUUGCGGAGGAGCAGAUGUCAGUUAUGGAACAGGCUCAGAGUCAGAUGCCGCAGAUGCAGAUGCAGAUGCAGAUGUCGCCAUCGGUUGAUGGUGGGCAUCAGGUCCCACCGGAGAUUCUGCAGUCGCCUAGGCAGAGUCAUGCUCGUAUGAUCAGUGAUGUGGGGUCUUUCCAGUCUGAUGAGAUGACUUUCAGGCAGGCUUUCCCUGAAGCUGGAGCUCGCCUCGACCAUGCGCCUGAGUUUGGACGGGAGAAGAAACAACACGAGGUUGCUCUUUCGACUCUAUUCGUCAAUUAUAUCCGUGUUCUGGCGGCCGAUAGGCGCAAUCUUGCCCUGCUUCUUCUCAGUGUCCUUGUCGCUUUCCUUGCUAUUGGUUCUCGCCAGCAGCAAGUCCCUGUCUAUUCCCAUCUUGGUUCUUUUUCGCCGGCCUUGUCGAAUGAUAUCUUGCCCUCCCCAGCUAUGCCGAGUUUGAGCAUGGCUCCAUCUAUGUCUCCUUCUGUCUCUCUUGCGAGCUCGGUCAGUUCGAGCGAAGCAUUGGUCGUGAGCUCAGCUGGCUCUGUGUCGACUGAAUCUGUGGGUGCUAGUGCGAGGGAGAUGAUUCCAAUGUCCGAGAUAAUAAAGCCUACUUCUCUGACUGUUGACUCUCCUGAUUCUCAGGCUCAAGUUGAGGAGGCAGCAGAUUCUUCUUCUUUGUCUGCGGUCCUUAUUGAAUCUCCCAUUGUGCCUUUGGAGUCCGCGGCGCCUAUAGAGACCACGACGCCUCAGCUUGAGGGCACCGACUUGGAUAACACUGUGGACUCUUCUGUUGUGUCUUCUCCUUCUUCCACUGACUCUAUCGACUCUUCCGUUCUGUCGGAGGUGUCUACAGAGACUACACAACCUCAACCUGAGGACAACGCACAUGAUCUUUUGGAUGACACUGUGGACUCCCCUGCUGCGUCUGCAGAACGCUCUCCUUCCCCAACUGACUCCGAUGAAUCUCCCGUUCUGUCAGAUAUGCCUGCAGAAAACGAGGAGCCCCAGCUUGAGAGUGAAACAGAAAUCCUUUUGGAUGACAAUGCUGGACCUCUCACUAUGUCCGCAGAGUCUUCUCCUUCUACUGACUCUAUCGAUUCUCCCAUUUUAUUGGAUGUGGCUACAGAGACUGCACAGCCUGAUACUCAAGGCGAAAAAGAAGCACAGCACGAAGAACACGAACAAUCGGAUUGA
This is a messenger RNA of Penicillium samsonianum, 2397 nucleotides long. RefSeq lists its product as uncharacterized. The coding region runs from base 1 to 2397 and encodes 798 amino acids. The record is from RefSeq and is a predicted model, not a curated record. NCBI's taxonomy places the organism in Eukaryota, Fungi, Ascomycota, Eurotiomycetes, Eurotiales, Aspergillaceae. The transcript has a single exon.